AGCUCCCUUUCCAGACGCUAUUCUGGCCUACAGAACUCCCUUCGUUGGGUCAAUCUGACCCAAUUCAAGUCCAAUGCCCGGGCUCCCUGGCUAAUAUCAACAUUGGGCCUUCUAAGCUUCCUUUUCCGUUCAACCGAGAUCAGUGUCUGCCGGGCGAUUGAUCCCCUCGACUCUUGCCCUCCGUUGAUACAUCAGCAUGAAGUUGAACAAGAACGUAACGAGUUCGCGCCGGAAGCAGCGCAAGCGCCAUUUCGAGGCGCCCUCGCACAUUCGCCGACGACUCAUGUCCGCACCCUUGUCCAAGGAAUUGCGGGCCAAGUACGGUGUGCGGUCCAUGCCCAUCCGUAAGGACGAUGAGGUGACCGUGUUGCGUGGCCAUUUCAAGGGUCAACAAGUGGGUAAAGUGGUGCAAUGCUACCGUAAGAAGUUCUGCAUCUACAUCGAGCGAAUCCAACGUGAGAAGGCCAGCGGGGCUUCGGCCUAUGUGGGCAUUCACCCCUCUAAGGUCACCAUCGUUAAGCUGAAGAUGGACAAGGAUCGCAAGGCCAUCAUUGACCGACGAGCCAAGGGUCGGGCUGAGGCCACCGGCAAAGAGAAGGGCAAAUACACCGAAGAAUCGGCUACCAUGGAAACAUCUUAAAUGCUGGGACCACAUUAAGCACCAGAUUAAUAAAUGCCCGUUGUCUGCUAAA
Tigriopus californicus is the source of this 692-nucleotide messenger RNA. RefSeq names its product large ribosomal subunit protein uL24-like (gene RpL26). The coding region runs from base 197 to 640 and encodes 147 amino acids. Gene Ontology annotation, biological process: ribosomal large subunit biogenesis; cytoplasmic translation. Gene Ontology annotation, cellular component: ribosome; cytosolic large ribosomal subunit. The record is from RefSeq and is a predicted model, not a curated record. Lineage: Eukaryota; Metazoa; Arthropoda; Copepoda; Harpacticoida; Harpacticidae. The transcript is spliced from 3 exons. Gene Ontology annotation, molecular function: RNA binding; structural constituent of ribosome.